AUGGAAACCUCAGUGCCUCUAGCCAGUGAUAGUUUUUCAUAUAGUUGGUUAUCAGAUUGUAAAUCCCCUUUGGAUGGCCUUGAGGAGCCUCUAAGAGAAUCUGUUUACAGUUCCUAUGAAGGCACCUCAGCAGAAUUCAACUCCACUAUGAUAAACUCAGAUAAUUUAAGGGCAGAAUGCCAAAACUUUGAUUUUGAUAUUUCUAUCACUCAGUCACCUGUUGUUCUUGUUCAUGCUGAUGAGAUUUUCUCUGAUGGCCUUGUAAUGCCUAUAUUUGUUGACCCUUCCAAAGUAGAGUCCUGCAAUACCCCGGAUCCCUCUCAAACCAUGCUUGGUUCUUCAUUUUCUUCCAGAACUGUUUCUCCAAGAACUAUGGAAAUUCAUCAUGGCUUCCUUACAAGAUGGAGAAAAUCAACAUGGAGAACCUUGCUAGACUUUUUUGGUUGUAUCAACCAAUUAAGGCAUAAGGUAGGAGGCUCAAGGAAAAGUACUAGAGUUGAUGAUAUUGAUAAGACAGAUUGGCAAGUUAGAAGCUUGAGCAGUUCGCAGAAAUCAUCUCCAAAACCAAUUACAACCCAUCCUAUUGGGGAUUCUAAUGAUCAUGAGAACUCAAUUUAUGAAGCAGUCCUCCAUUGCAAAAGAUCACUAGGAAAAUGAUCCUUCAUCAGUUUAAGAGAAGAUAAUUGUAGGAGGAGGAAGUGGAGAGCUCCUAGAAACAUGUGGUGGCUGAAUGAGCAUUCCAAUUUUUUCUUGUUUUAGUUUCUUUCUUCUUCUCUCUUGAAUGGUACUUGUACUUCUCUGCUGAAACAAGCAGUGUGUUUUGGUAGAUGCCAGAUGUGGGAUUUAAAAUAUCAAAUUUCAGGAAAUGUUGGAUCCUAUUGCUCCUUGAUUUUGU
Molecule: messenger RNA, 895 nt
Organism: Gastrolobium bilobum
Lineage: Eukaryota; Viridiplantae; Streptophyta; Magnoliopsida; Fabales; Fabaceae
Product: probable membrane-associated kinase regulator 6
Exons: 2
Coding region: 1-657 (218 amino acids)
Source: RefSeq, a predicted model, not a curated record